Terrapene triunguis (Three-toed box turtle) is the source of this 1629-nucleotide messenger RNA. RefSeq names its product thrombospondin type-1 domain-containing protein 4-like. NCBI's taxonomy places the organism in Eukaryota, Metazoa, Chordata, Testudines, Emydidae. Gene Ontology annotation, molecular function: metalloendopeptidase activity. The record is from RefSeq and is a predicted model, not a curated record. Gene Ontology annotation, cellular component: extracellular matrix. Gene Ontology annotation, biological process: extracellular matrix organization. The transcript has 8 exons. Bases 292 to 1575 code for a protein of 427 amino acids.
AGGGCGCCCGCGAGAGAGGCGCUUUCCCCGCAGCCUGGAAACCCGCCUCGGAUCCCGCAGGGGUUUCCAGCAGGCGCUGCCUGGCUGUGCACUGGCCGUUCCUCAGGGGCUCCCCGCUGCUCUCCAUGGACUGAGGCUGCUCGGGCAUCAGGCUUUGCAUCAGCAGCACAGAGGGAUCCUCGCCGUGGGGGACUGGACGUGAGCUCCCGGUGACACUGACAAGGAUUUGUGUGUAAUCUGCAUUACGUUCUAACACACUGUCCACCCCAAAAGGCUUCAUAAUCAAGGAUCAUGGUAGACCGUUUAAUAGUAUCUUUGAGACUUUUCAGUUUCAUAGCGGUAUUAGGAUUUCAGCUGGUCAUCCCACAAACGUCAGUUGAACACAGAAAGGUUCCCCAGAGGAUAGAAGAACAAAGUUCUGAAGACAGCAGCGCAGGAAUCCCAGGCAUAUGGGGCAGUUGGGGCCCCUGGUCUGCUUGCUCUCGAAGUUGCAGUGGUGGGGUGAUGGAGCAAACCCGGCCCUGCCUCCCAAGCUAUUACCACGACAGGGCUUAUUCUAGACCAGGGCAACAGUACCCAGCCUUGGAAAGAACUCUUGCACCCCAGCAUUCCCACCGUCGUGAAGAUCCAUUGACCCCUUAUUCCGGCCAUGUCAUCUCUGCCAUCCGUACAUCCGUGCCACUUCACAGAAACGAGGAGCAGCUUCAGAGAGGUCUUUGGGCUUCAGUUUCCUCCACGGGCCGCAAUGACAGCCAUCUGAACAGAGGAACGUUGAGAGGCAGCCGGCAUUCUCAAAGGCACAGAACCAAGCCAGAGAGGAGAAACAGAAACCAAAGUCUCAUAGGCCCAGGGAAAUAUGGAUAUGGAAAAGUGCCAUAUAUAUUACCACUGCAAACUGACACUGGGCAACUGCCUCAAAAAACACGGAGGCAGCGACAGUCAACAAGGAACCAAGCGUAUGAGCAGAAUCAGGGUCUUGGGAACACACACAAUCAUCCAUCUAACCCUUCAGUUCAACAUGGGAAUCUUUACCAAGAAGAACGUGGACCUCAGGUGUUGGGGCCCUCAAUUUAUCAGCAGGCUUCAACCCAUUCACAGGCCUUUCCUGCAUCUCAAAGUUUGUUUCAUGGGACUGACUCAACCCACCAUGGCUCUGCAUCCCGCCAGCCCUUCCAAGGUCAACCUCACUCUCCAAGGGCUGGAGCUAUUGUGUGCAUUGGAGCCUACAAGCAGUACAAACUCUGCAACACAAAUAUGUGUCCUGAAAGCAGCAGAAAUAUCAGAGAGGUACAGUGUGCAUCAUACAACAACAAACCAUUUAUGGGUCGAUUUUAUGAGUGGGAACCUUUUGCAGAAGUGAAGGGAAGUCAGAAGUGUGAACUGAAUUGCCGAGCAAUAGGCUACCGGUUCUAUGUGAGACAAGCUGAAAAAGUAAUAGACGGCACGCCAUGUGAUCAAAAUGGAACUUCAGUCUGUGUGUCUGGGCAAUGCAAGAACCUCCCUCUGAAGCAUCUAGUACUAACCACUACUAGAACUAGGAGGAUACCGGACAUGGUGAACCAGCUCUCCGGAUAACAGAUGUCUGCUGUGCUGAUUAAGCAAAAAGAGGCAGAGAACAAAGCCUGCUAA